GGAAACGCGACAAACAACAAUAACAUUGCAGAACUGUCAUUCUCCUGCUCGAUCUGUGGCUUUUCGUCAGACUCGGGGUGAAACCAGACAACCAGAGAAGCUGCAGUGGGUUAGUCGAAGCUUUCUAGGAACUAUUAAAGGACGGUUAAAGACAGACAGACGCAUCAAGCUGAAGAAAAGAGGAUAUGAGCUAGCAUGAGGCUAAGCUAACUUGCUAAGCUAGCUCGCUACAUGAUGCGGUUGGAUCAGCUGAUCUGUGUCAUGCAGAAGUGACAAGUGAAAUAAAAGGAAGAAACUUCUUGAAUUACUCUUAAGAUCAACCAUCAUCUGCACAAACAUGAUUCAGCGGCUGAAACCAGAGUUUCCUGACCCGAGCUGUGUGUGCUGUAGGACCGAUGAGAAGAAAGACCUUCCUGUGAAGGACUUUAAAGGACAAACAUCUAACACAAUGUUCAGGCUACGGAAACCAGAACCUCCUGAUCCGAGCUGCGUGUCGUUGAAGAGCAACGAGUCAAAGAGCCUUGGCAUUUUCUUUAAUGACAAAACCUCAUCUAGUGAAACGAUAAUUGAACCACAACAGACGGAGAAGGUUUUGAGUCCAGAUUUCCCAGAAUGCUUGUGGAGUCAGCGGGAGGAAGAGGAGGCAUGGGAGGAUGAGGACGUGGACGAGUGGACAGGCAGAAUAAAGGCAUUGAUAACCAUCAAAAUUCACUUAAAGAGGGAAAUUGAGCAAAGUUCUGUUGGGUCGUAUCAACGUGAACUCAAAGCUUUUCUGAAGAAAAAGUUCCAGUGUGUGUUUGAGGGGAUCAAUAAAACAGGAACCCCGACCCUCCUGGACCAGAUCUACACGGAGCUCUACAUUACAGAGGGAGGGACCGCCGAGGCCAACGGUGACCAUGAGGUCCGACUGAUCGAGACGUCUUCCAGGAAACCGAAUGGACCUAAACCAACCAUCAGACGGGAGGACAUCUUUAAAGUCCCACCUGGAAGAGACGAACCGAUCAGAACCGUGAUGACGAAGGGAGUGGCCGGCAUCGGGAAAACUGUCCUAACGCAGAAGUUAACUCUGGACUGGGCUGAAGACCGAACCAACCAGGACAUCCAGUUCAUAUUUCCGUUCACCUUCAGAGAGCUGAACGUCCUGCAAAACAAAAAGUUCAGCUUGGUGGAACUUCUUCAUCACUUCUUCACUGAAACUAAAGACAUCUGCAGCUUUGAGGAGUUCCAGAUUCUGUUCAUCCUUGAUGGUCUGGAUGAAUGUCGACUUCCUCUGGACUUCCUCAAGAACCAGACCUUGACUGACAUCACAGAGUCCAGCUCAGUGGAUGUUCUGCUGACGAACCUCAUCAUGGGGAACCUGCUUCCCUCUGCUCGCCUCUGGAUAACCACACGCCCUGCGGCAGCCAAUCAGAUCCCUGCUGAGUGUGUUGGCAUGGUGACAGAGGUCAGAGGGUUCGCUGACCCACAGAAAGAGGAGUACUUCAGGAAGAGAUUCAGAGAUGAGGAGCAGGCCAGGAGGAUCAUCUCCCACAUCAAGAGCUCAAGAACCCUCCACAACAUGUGCCACAUCCCGGUCUUCUGCUGGAUCACUGCUACGGUUCUGGAGGACGUGUUGAAAACCAGAGAGGGAUCAGACCUGCCCAAGUCUCUGACUGAGAUGUACAUCCACUUCCUGCUGGUCCAGACCAAAGUGAAGAAGAUCAAGUAUGAUGGAGGAGCAGAGAAAGGACCAGAGAACAAGACGAUAAUCGGGUCUCUGGGAAAACUGGCUUUUGAGCAGCUGCAGAAAGGAAACCUGGUCUUCUAUGAAUCGGACCUGAAGGAGUGUGGCAUCGAUAUCAGAGACGCCUCGGUUUACUCCGGGGUCUUCACCCAGAUCUUUAAAGAGGAGAGAGGGCUGUACCAGGACAAGGUGUUCUGCUUCGUCCAUCUGAGUGUCCAAGAGUUUCUGGCUGCUCUUCAUGUCCACUUGACCUUCAUCACCUCUGGGGACAACUUGAUGGGAGAAAAACAAACAUUUAGGUUGCCUCGUUUUAGCAAACCUAAGUUAACAAACCUCCACAACAGUGCUGUGGACGAGGCCCUAAAGAGUCCAAACGGACACCUGGACUUGUUCCUUAGAUUCCUCCUGGGACUUUCUCUGCAGACCAAUCAGAAACUCCUGCAGGGCCUGCUGGACCAGACAGGAAGUAGCUCCCAGACCAACCAGGAAACAGUUCAGCACAUCAAGAAGAUGAUCAGUGAGGGCCUGUCUGCAGAGAGAAGCAUCAACCUGUUCCACUGCCUGAACGAGCUGAACGACCGAUCUUUGGUGGAGGACAUCCAACAGUCCAUGAGCUCAGGACGUCUCUGUCCAGACAAACUGUCUCCUGCCCAGUGGUCCGCUCUGGUCUUCAUCUUACUGUCCUCAGAAGAACAUCUGGACGUGUUCGACCUGAAGAAAUACUCCACUUCAGGAGACGUUCUUCUGAGGCUGCUGCCGGUGGUCAAAGCCUCCAUCAAAGCAGACCUGAGCUUCUGUGCUCUUUCACAAAGAAGUGUCGAAGCUCUGAGUUCAGUUCUCAGCACCGACUCGUCCCGUCUGAGAGAACUGGACCUGAGCAACAACAACCUGCGGGAUUCGGACCUGAGGCUGGUUUCUGCUGGACUGCAGAGUCCAAACUGCAGGCUGGAGAGUCUCAGGUUGAGCGGAUGUUUCCUCUCAGACGAACGUCUCGAUGUCCUCCUGUCCCCUCUCAGACUUCAGUCCUUCGGUCUGAGAGAACUGGACCUGAGCAACAACAACCUGCAGGAUCCAGGAGUGGAGCUGCUGGCAGAAGGACUGAAGAGUUCAAACUGGAAGCUGGAAACUCUCAGGCUGAGCCUCUGUAACCUCUCGGAGACGAGCUGCGCGUCUCUGUCCUCAGUUCUCAGCUCUCGGUCCACUCGUCUCAAAGAGCUGGACCUGAGUAACAACGACCUGAAGGAUUCAGGAGUGAAGCUGCUCUCAGCUGGACUUCAGAGUUCAAACUGUCGUCUGGAGGUUCUCAGGCUGUCAGGAUGUCUGGUCACGGACGACGGUUGUGCUUCUCUGGCUGCAGCUCUGAGCUCCGACCCGUCCCGUCUGAGAGAACUGGACCUGAGCUACAACCAUCCAGGAGACUCUGGAGUGAAGCUUCUGUCUGCUCAGCUCCAGGACCCACAAUCCAAACUGGAAACUUUCAGGACAGAUCCAGCUGGGAUCCAGUGGUUAAAACCAGGCCUGAGGAAAUAUUUCUGUGAACUUUCAUUCAACACAAACACAAUAAAUGGACACAUGAAAGUGUCCGACGACAACACGGAAGUGUGGUACGAGGAGCAAAACCAGUCGUAUCCUGAUCACCCCGAGCAGUUCUUCAGGAACCAUCAGCUGCUGUGUUCUGACGGUCUGACGGGUCGCUGUUACUGGGAGGUGGAACUCACAGGAGGAGUCCACACAUCCGUCAGCUACCAGGGGAUCGCCAGGAGAGGAGAAGGGAACGAUGGCUGGUUUGGUGGGAACGAUCAGUCCUGGACUCUGUUCUAUGACGGCAGCGGGUACUCCGUCUGGCACGACAAGAAGGGAACAUCCGUCCUUCACUCCUCCUCCUCCUCGGACCACAGAGUAGCAGUGUUUGUGGACUUUCCAGCUGGCACUCUGUCCUUCUACAGAGUCUCCUCAGACUCGCUGAUCCACCUCCACACCUUCAGAACCAAAUUCACCGAACCUCUUUAUCCUGGAUUUGGGUUGUGGUGCUGGUUUGGUGCACCUUUGAGGUCCUCAGUGCGUCUCGUCUCUCCACAGAAGUAA
Messenger RNA from Nematolebias whitei (Rio pearlfish), 3808 nucleotides. Its product is annotated as NLR family CARD domain-containing protein 3. Gene Ontology annotation, molecular function: protein binding. The coding region runs from base 338 to 3808 and encodes 1156 amino acids. The record is from RefSeq and is a predicted model, not a curated record. NCBI's taxonomy places the organism in Eukaryota, Metazoa, Chordata, Actinopteri, Cyprinodontiformes, Rivulidae. The transcript is spliced from 12 exons.